Molecule: messenger RNA, 1699 nt
Organism: Salarias fasciatus (jewelled blenny)
Lineage: Eukaryota; Metazoa; Chordata; Actinopteri; Blenniiformes; Blenniidae
Product: double C2-like domain-containing protein alpha
Exons: 11
Coding region: 233-1567 (444 amino acids)
Biological process (GO): exocytosis; spontaneous neurotransmitter secretion; regulation of calcium ion-dependent exocytosis
Cellular component (GO): extrinsic component of synaptic vesicle membrane; synapse
Source: RefSeq, a predicted model, not a curated record
CUCUCUAUCCUCCUCCUACUCCAGCAUGUCACUCUCCUCUUUCCCCUCUGCUCCUCAUUUUCAUCUCAACUUGAACUAUCGGCACAUUUAAUUUUUAAUGAUCCACGCCGAGCCGGUGCGGUCCCUCUCUCCCUCUCUCUCCCCCUCUCUCUCCCUUCACUCUCUGCUCCCCUCUUCGCCACCUGUUAGUUAGUCUCCCUCUCCUCGCCGCACUGGAAUCCCCUCUUUUUUUAUGAAGAGUUUCACUCUCGCGCUAUCGCUGAGCCCUAUGACCGUGCGAAAAGGAAAGCGCCUGGCCAUCUCCAUCCAGGAGCACAUGGCCAUCGACGUCUGCCCGGGCCCCAUCCGCCCCAUCCGCCAGAUCUCCGCCUACUUCCCCCGCCUCUCGCCCACUUCCUCCUUCUCCGAGCCGCUCUCGCCCAAUCAGGCGGCGGCUCCCACCUCGCUCAGCCCCGGCGGCGCGGGCCAGGGUGGGGCCGCCGGAGGGGGCGGGGGGCUGCUGUCGCCGGCGGCGGCAGGCGGAGGAGGCUCGCUGUCUGCCAUGAGCAGCAUGGACACCUCCAUCGAAAUCGACAGCUGUGACAGCGACGAUAACACCUCCUUGGGGACGCUGGAGUUUGACCUGCUGUAUGAAAAAGCCACCAGCUCCUUGCACUGCACCGUCCUCAGAGCCAAGGGUCUGAAGCCCAUGGAUUUCAACGGUCUGGCUGAUCCGUACGUCAAGCUGCACCUGUUGCCCGGAGCUUGCAAGGCCAAUAAACUGAAAACCAAGAUCGUCCGCAACACGCUGAAUCCCGUGUGGAACGAGACUCUCACCUACUGCGGCAUCACCGAGGAGGACAUGUACCGCAAGACGCUCCGGGUGUCGGUGUGCGACGAAGACAAGCUGACACAUAACGAGUUCAUCGGGGAGUCGCGGGUGGCCCUGCGCCGCGUGAAGCCGGACCAGACCAAACACUUCAACAUCUGUCUGGAGCAUCCACCUCCUCUGCCCUCGCCGACCGCGAUGAGCACGGCCCUGAGAGGGAUCUCCUGCUACCUGAGAGAGUGGGAGACGGAGCAGCAGCGCAGUCUGGAGGAGAGAGGCCGCUUGCUGCUCUGCCUCCAGUACCUCCCCCCCGUCAGCGAGGACGAGGACGUGAAGGGCGAGGCCAAGGAGAGGGCUCGUGGCGGCCUGUGCGUGGGCGUCAAGCGCUGCGCCCACCUGGCAGCGAUGGACGUCAACGGCUACUCCGACCCCUACGUUAAAACAUACCUGAAGCCAGACGUUCAGAAGAAGUCCAAGCACAAAACGGCGGUUAUAAAAAAGACUCUGAACCCGGAGUUUAAUGAGGAGUUCUUCUACGAAAUCUCCUUCUCGGAGUUGGCCACUAAGACCCUGGAGGUCACGGUGUGGGACUACGACCUGGGACGGUCUAACGACUUUAUAGGAGGGGUGUCCCUCGGCUGCCACUCGCAGGGAGAAACCCUGCAGCACUGGAUAGACUGUCUGAAGAACAAGGGCAAGAAGGUGGAGCGCUGGCACACGCUGACCAACGAGCUGCCCGGGUCCUCGGUGCAGGAGUGAGCCUCAGUCCGACCGGCGGCGACGCUGGAGGGUCCGCCCCGAGGCCGGAGGCGAGAGACGCUUCAUCGCAUGCUCCGAGGACUUUCUGCAUGGCUCCCGACGGGCUCACGUCCCACUCACUUCGUGUCAUAA